This is a messenger RNA of Oryza sativa Japonica Group (Japanese rice), 4961 nucleotides long. The record is from RefSeq and is a predicted model, not a curated record. Lineage: Eukaryota; Viridiplantae; Streptophyta; Magnoliopsida; Poales; Poaceae.
GCCUAUAUAUAAGAUUUACUUGUACCAAAUAUGAUGGUGUAACUGAAUUGUAGAUCAAAUAAAUUUUGUAGGAAAAAAUUGUUUAAAACAUGUAAAGUAUACACGUGAGAAUCGCGCCUAGUGCAGUGGGCAGGGUCUGCGGUGGUGCGCGCCGAUUCCCAGCGAACACUCACUCCUCUCUUACUACACAUCGAUAUGAAAGCCUUUUCAUAUCUAACGUUUUAACAACCUCAUAAUGCUCCCUCCAAUCUUCACACAAUCUUGUUCCUGCCACAAGGAUAUUCUAAGAGUCUCAUCUUUUCGCUUAAGUUUAUACUUAUCAGCUAGAAUUUGAAUUUUCAGCCUUAAAUUUAGAGCUGAUUUUAACGUUUUCUUAUCAAAGUUUAUUUUUCAGUAUUUGUUUUUAGAUAGUUAAGAAAACGUAUAUAAAAAUUUUAUUCAUAAAUUAUUUUUCGUUUGUAAAUAUAUAGUUUCACUUAUUUUGGCCCCGCAAGCUUCCAUCACGCUUCAAGCCCAAGGACUCCGCCAUCUGCCGAUCCGAGCCAAUGCCAGCAACAACCGUUCUAUUAUACUUGCUCUAAUGUUGCCUAUAUAUCACCAUUGUCGACCAUCGAAGUUUCCCCCGUCAUUGUUGCUUGACCCUGGACGCCGUCGUCUCGUCGAGAUAUAUCACCAUGGCAGUGAAAUAUUUAUCUGCUGGAAUUAAUGGAAUAUAGACCAGGAGAAUUUGCGACUGUGAAUUGCCGUACACCUCCACUUCGCCAACUAUCGCACCUCAUCACUUCGCCAUCGCGAUUGGAACAGAGAAAGAAGACAGAUUUUUUGUGAAUCUGUAUGUUUCAUGAGUUAGAUUAUGGGAGUAUAUACACUUCGGAAUUCAACACUUCUACUACCAACACAGUUUUCGGUGGUUUUUCCAUGUCUAAACUACACACCUGACCUGACUAAUCAGUAAUCACCACUAAUGCAUGUUACUGAUCACCUACGACAACAUCAACUAUCACAAAUGCUAUGACUAAUGCUUGAUUCGCAAUAGAUGAAUCACCAAAAUUUAACAGUUGGCAAGAUAAUCAGGGAUAUCAUGAAUUCCAAUUCUAGGAAAAAGCACUAAAAGGGUGCUCAAAGAAACAAGAACCUUGGUCCGUGCUUCAGAAGACCGCAAUGGCGGAGGAUUGACGAUGAGGGCGACCGGUGGCAGCGACGACGACGGCAAGGCUGCUGUUGCUGGCGUAUCGUCCGGUGCUCCUCGUCCAUGUCAACAGCUACCAUAUGUCAAAAACUACGUGACCCACUUUACUGAUCAUCGAGUAUGGCGGACAGCACACACCGUGCUCUGCACUUAACCCUGACCACUUGCAUUUGUUGGAAAGAGCAGCACAAUGCACUCGUAAAAAGCCCCGAGUCCUGACAGAUUAGGUCAAGUCAACCAGUCCCAGCCAAGUAAUCAUUGAACAGUAGACCAUUCGGUCAAUGAAGUCAAGCAAACACUGGAGAUGUCCAAAUAGGAUCAUAGGAUAGGAGCAAUAUCUCAGCCUGUAAGCUGAUGUUAUGCUCCAAAGACCCUCCCUCCUCUCUCUCUCACAGACGGAACCAAAGAAAGAAACCACAUGAGGCUUCUUGUAUUACUGUCCCUCAUCUCCGUCCUGACGAUCGCCGGUGGCAGCACCGAUGAGGCCACGCUGCCCGCUUUCAAGGCGGGGCUCAGCUCAAGGACGCUCACCUCAUGGAACAGCAGCACCAGCUUCUGCAACUGGGAGGGCGUCAAGUGCAGCCGCCAUAGGCCGACGAGGGUGGUGGGGCUGAGCCUGCCGUCCAGUAAUCUCGCCGGAACGCUCCCUCCUGCCAUCGGAAACCUCACCUUCCUCCGGUGGUUCAACCUGAGCUCCAAUGGGCUCCACGGGGAGAUUCCCCCAAGCCUCGGCCACCUCCAGCAUCUACGGAUCCUCGACCUUGGAAGCAAUUCGUUUUCCGGUGCGUUCCCUGAUAAUCUGAGCUCCUGCAUCAGCUUGAUAAACCUGACCCUGGGCUAUAACCAACUUAGUGGCCACAUUCCGGUGAAGUUGGGUAACACACUGACGUGGCUCCAGAAGCUCCAUCUUGGAAACAACAGCUUCACAGGGCCGAUUCCAGCCUCGCUAGCAAACCUAUCAUCGCUUGAGUUCCUAAAGUUGGACUUCAACCACCUGAAAGGCCUGAUCCCGUCAAGCCUCGGAAACAUCCCAAAUCUGCAGAAGAUUGGUCUUGACGGAAACAGCCUCUCUGGCGAAUUCCCGCCCUCCAUAUGGAAUCUGUCAAAACUGACUGUUCUCCAAGUAUAUGAGAACAAGCUCAAAGGAAGCAUUCCCGCCAACAUUGGCGACAAAUUACCUAACAUGCAACACUUUGUUCUGUCUGUGAACCAGUUUAGCGGAGUCAUCCCCUCUUCCUUAUUCAAUCUAUCAUCACUCACAGACGUAUACCUUGAUGGUAACAAAUUCAGUGGAUUUGUGCCUCCUACCGUGGGAAGGUUGAAAUCUCUUGUGCGUCUAUCCUUGUCUAGCAACCGACUUGAGGCAAAUAACAUGAAGGGCUGGGAAUUUAUAACUUCACUUGCCAACUGCAGUCAGCUGCAACAGCUAGAUAUCGCAGAAAAUUCUUUCAUUGGGCAGCUGCCAAUCUCUAUUGUUAACCUGUCGACAACACUUCAAAAGUUCUUCUUACGUGGUAAUAGCGUCUCCGGGAGCAUCCCCACAGACAUUGGCAAUUUGAUUGGCUUGGACACGCUCGAUCUAGGGUCCACUUCUUUGUCAGGAGUGAUUCCUGAGAGCAUAGGGAAGCUAGCAGACUUGGCCAUAAUUACUCUGUACAGCACUAGAUUGUCAGGCCUCAUACCGUCAGUAAUUGGAAAUCUUACCAAUUUGAAUAUACUAGCCGCAUACGAUGCCCAUUUGGAAGGCCCAAUACCUGCAACCCUUGGGAAGCUAAAGAAGCUAUUUGCUCUAGAUUUGUCCAUAAACCAUCUGAACGGUUCGGUCCCAAAAGAAAUUUUUGAGCUGCCGUCACUUUCUUGGUUCUUAAUCUUGUCAGAUAAUACUCUCUCAGGACCCAUUCCAUCAGAAGUUGGUACCUUGGUUAACCUAAACAGUAUAGAACUGUCAGGAAACCAGCUAUCUGAUCAAAUACCUGACAGUAUAGGAAAUUGUGAGGUGCUGGAAUACCUGCUGCUAGAUAGCAACUCGUUUGAAGGAAGCAUACCUCAAUCUUUGACAAAACUAAAAGGGAUCGCCAUACUGAACCUAACCAUGAACAAGUUUUCUGGUAGCAUCCCCAAUGCCAUUGGUAGCAUGGGCAAUCUGCAACAGCUGUGUCUAGCUCACAACAAUUUGUCAGGAUCAAUCCCAGAAACCCUACAAAAUUUGACACAGCUGUGGCACUUAGAUGUGUCCUUCAAUAAUUUGCAAGGCAAAGUACCAGAUGAAGGUGCUUUCAGGAACCUUACGUAUGCAUCAGUUGCAGGGAACGACAAGUUGUGUGGUGGAAUACCUCGGCUUCACUUGGCUCCAUGUCCAAUUCCUGCUGUAAGAAAGGACAGAAAAGAACGGAUGAAAUAUCUUAAAGUAGCUUUCAUAACAACAGGAGCAAUUCUGGUGUUAGCUUCAGCUAUUGUUCUGAUUAUGUUACAGCACAGGAAACUAAAAGGAAGACAAAAUAGCCAAGAGAUAUCUCCGGUUAUAGAGGAACAAUAUCAGAGGAUUUCAUAUUAUGCAUUAUCAAGAGGAAGCAAUGAAUUUUCAGAAGCAAACUUGCUUGGCAAAGGAAGAUAUGGUUCUGUUUAUAAAUGCACUUUACAAGAUGAGGGUGAACCUGUAGCCAUAAAAGUGUUCGACCUUAAACAAUUAGGAUCUUCAAGGAGCUUUCAGGCUGAAUGUGAGGCUUUGAGAAGAGUUCGCCAUCGUUGUCUGACAAAGAUCAUCACUUGUUGUUCAAGUAUUGACCCACAGGGUCAGGAGUUCAAGGCAUUAGUUUUUGAGUACAUGCCCAACGGAAGCUUAGAUAGUUGGCUCCAUCCCACGUCAAGCAAUCCCACUCCCAGCAAUACACUGAGCCUUUCGCAGAGACUCAGCAUUGUGGUUGAUAUCUUGGACGCACUGGAUUAUCUUCACAACAGUUGUCAGCCACCGAUCAUUCAUUGUGACCUGAAACCAAGUAAUAUUCUUCUUGCAGAAGACAUGAGUGCAAAGGUUGGAGAUUUUGGCAUAUCAAAAAUCCUCCCCAAAAGCACAACUAGAACUCUUCAAUAUUCAAAAAGCUCAAUUGGAAUCCGAGGUUCCAUUGGAUAUAUUGCACCAGAGUAUGGAGAAGGUUCUGCAGUAACCAGAGCAGGUGAUACUUACAGCUUAGGUAUAUUGUUGCUUGAGAUGUUUAAUGGAAGAAGUCCCACUGAUGACAUUUUCAGGGAUUCAAUGGAUCUGCACAAGUUUGUUGCAGCUUCUUUUCUUGAGAGCGCCAUGAACAUAGCUGAUCGAACAAUCUGGCUGCAUGAAGAAGCAAAUGAUACAGAUGGGACAAAUGCAAGCACAAAAAGAAGAAUUAUUCAACAGUGUUUGGUGUCCGUUCUUAGGCUCGGCUUAUCCUGCUCAAAGCAACAACCCAGAGACCGAAUGCUGUUACCAGAUGCUGCAUCAGAGAUUCAUGCAAUCAGAGAUGAAUAUCUCAGGUCUUGGAUGGUUGAAAAUGAACAGAGCACUCUUAACUAAAUGUUGAGUCGGGCAAUGAACAGUAGAGCAACAUUCAUAAAUAUUGGGCAAUAUGCAUAUGUGUAGUAUCGAUGACUGUACCUGGAAUAAUCAGCUGCAUACAAGGUUCCAUGGUUACUGGUAUAGUUGGCCAUGUGGGCCGCCCGGCACGGCACGGCCCAGGCCCGGCCGUGCCUGGGCCGAGGCUUGUCGGGCCGGCACGGCCCGACCGACGCACCGGGCCGU